Molecule: messenger RNA, 1062 nt
Organism: Lampris incognitus (smalleye Pacific opah)
Lineage: Eukaryota; Metazoa; Chordata; Actinopteri; Lampriformes; Lampridae
Gene: cmtm8b
Product: CKLF-like MARVEL transmembrane domain containing 8b
Exons: 4
Coding region: 99-608 (169 amino acids)
Biological process (GO): myelination
Cellular component (GO): membrane
Molecular function (GO): structural constituent of myelin sheath
Source: RefSeq, a predicted model, not a curated record
UGAUGCUGUGGUGACCUCGCCACAGACAGGGACAGGAAAACAACUUCCUGCGCUCGCAGCAGCUGCUGCCAGGCUGACUGUCUCUGUCAGCGGACGCCAUGGAGGGAGCUGCGGUGGUCUCUCCCCGGAGCAGCGCCACCACGCCGGACAGUAACCUCCACACCUCCACCUUGGCCUUCGACAAGCGUUUCCUCGCAACUCCCAAAGGAAUACUCCUCUUGGCUGAGAUGGUGUUUGGCCUGUUAGUAUGGAUCCUGGUCGGAGGAACAGAAUAUCACCACGUGCCUGCACUGGGCUGGGUGAUGUUUGUGGCCAUCCUCUAUUGGGUUUUAACCGACUGCUUGUUUAUCAUUUACCUCAGUGAAGCACACAACAGGAUACCAAAGGUCCCCUGGACUACACUGUUUCUCUGUUUCAAUGGGAGCGCCACGGUCCUGUAUCUGGUGUCAGCUGUGGUGGACGUUAAUAUAGUGAGCCAGGCCAUUAGAGGGCGCCACAGUUACAACUGCUGGGCAGCAUCUGCGUUCUUUGCAUUCCUGACCACGCUGUGCUACGCAGGAAGUACCUGCAUUAGCUACCGUGCCUGGAGAAGAGAUGAGGAGGUGUAGACUGCUGAAGAUAACAGUCUGUCUAUGAAGAGGGUAUCCAACAAAAUGUGACACAACUUCAGACCAGCACGAAAGUUCACUCUCUCUUUUAAUUCAGUCAAAUCAAAUAAUUCGUUUAAUACUGUAGUAUUGAUUGUCGUUAUCUCUACUAAACAGCCUUUCCAUGUCAAAAGCUUUUCAGUAUAGACAAUGCACAUAUUUGAUGGUGUGUUUAAAACACACCAGCACUAACCAUGAGAGACAGAGGGAAAAAAAGCAUAUUUUUUUGUUUGUUUUUCUGUUUUUCUACAUCAUGCGUAUGCAGGACUACUUCCAAACCAUCACUACAUCUGAUUUCACUCAUUACUCCCUCCCUGUCUGGUUGAAAGUGUGCAAACCAGUGAAAUCAGCUGGUGUAGAGUUGGGCUGGAACUUAAAACUGCAUAUACAUUGUAAUGUUCUGUUAUGUAAUAAA